Molecule: messenger RNA, 4494 nt
Organism: Fonsecaea multimorphosa CBS 102226
Lineage: Eukaryota; Fungi; Ascomycota; Eurotiomycetes; Chaetothyriales; Herpotrichiellaceae
Exons: 2
Coding region: 1-4494 (1497 amino acids)
Biological process (GO): transmembrane transport
Cellular component (GO): membrane
Molecular function (GO): ATP hydrolysis activity; ATP binding; ABC-type transporter activity
Source: RefSeq, a predicted model, not a curated record
AUGGUUGACACCCUUUCCAAAGAGCUGGGCCUGAACCGCCCGGCACAACAACACGGUGCUAGCACGAAUCAGCAUCUCCAAGAAGAAGCCCAUCAGUAUGACGAAAAGCAAGAUGAUACGAUGCGAGAUAGAGAAGAUUUCACCCGGGAAAAGCACUAUGAACGACCUCGGAUAUCAACCGACUCUUACGGCCUGCAACGCACAACCUCUGGUGUCAAUGUCGAACAAGCGGAGAAGGACUUCGCGGAGCUGAGCAAAGAAUUGAGCGCAAUCAGCCGCCGAAUUUCACGAACGCACUCGAAGGCCUCCAACGUUAGGGCGAGGGAUGUGGAGAAGGCUAUCAGCUCGUCUGAUGAGAAUUCCGAAGAUACCUUUGACUUGGAAACCACGUUACGCGGUGCGAGGGAGGCAGAUAAUGCUGCAGGCAUCAAACCCAAGUAUAUCGGUGUGAUCUGGGACAACCUCACCGUCCGUGGUAUUGGUGGUGUCAAAAACUUUGUCAAAGUCUUCCCUGACGCUUUCAUCGACUUCUUCAACGUGCCGGGGACGAUUAUGAGCAUUCUCGGGUGGGGCAAGAAGGGUCGCGAAUUCAACAUCUUGCAUGGGUUCCGUGGGGUUGCAAAACCGGGCGAAAUGGUGCUUGUUUUGGGUCGACCUGGUAGCGGCUGUACGACAUUCCUCAAAGUGCUUGCCAAUCAACGAUAUGGCUAUACAGGCAUAGAUGGAGACGUCCUUUACGGCCCCUUUGACGCUGCGACUUUCGAGAAGCUUUACCGCGGCGAGGCCGUCUAUAACCAGGAGGAUGAUGUACAUCAUCCCACCCUGACUGUUGGCCAGACGCUCGGUUUUGCACUCGACACGAAAACGCCUGGCAAACGUCCCCAGGGGCUUAGCAAAGCCGAGUUCAAGGACAGAGUUAUCCGAUUGUUACUCAAAAUGUUCAAUAUCGAGCACACCAUCAACACAAUCGUGGGCAACCCUUUUAUGCGCGGCGUUUCUGGCGGGGAAAGAAAGAGAGUCUCUAUCGCUGAAAUGAUGGUGACUCGAGCCACUGUCUGUUGCUGGGAUAAUAGCACCCGUGGUCUCGAUGCGUCGACUGCCCUCGACUACGCCAAAUCACUUCGAAUCAUGACCAAUAUCUAUAAAACUACCACCUUCGUUUCGCUGUACCAAGCAUCUGAGAACAUCUACAGCCAGUUCGACAAAGUCAUGGUGAUCGACCAAGGUAGACAAGUCUUCUUCGGUCCUGCGAAGGAAGCGAGGGCCUAUUUUGAAGGGCUGGGCUUCCUGGAAAAGCCACGCCAAACAACACCCGACUACCUGACUGGAUGUACCGACGAGUUCGAACGAGAAUACAAGCCGGGAAGGUCUCCUGAAAAUGCGCCUUCGACACCGGACUCCUUUGUGGACGCAUUCAAUAAAUCCACCUUUGCCGAAAAGCUCGAGCAUGAGAUGGCGGGCUAUCGAGAAUCCAUCCAGCAGGAGAAGCAGAUCUAUGACGAUUUCGUGGCGGCACAUCGCGAAGCUAAGCGGAAACAUACACCCAAAAACUCGGUAUACUCGGUUCCAUUCCACUUGCAAAUCUGGGCUUUGAUGCAACGACAGUUCCUGAUCAAAUGGCAAGACAAAUUUUCGCUUACGGUCUCCUGGAUUACGUCUAUUACGAUCGCGAUUGUCGUCGGUACAGUCUGGCUGAAUCAACCCAAAACUUCUGAGGGAGCGUUUACUCGCGGUGGUGUCCUCUUCAUUGCGUUACUUUUCAACGCAUUCCAGGCAUUUUCAGAACUCGCAUCUACUAUGCUCGGGCGGCCGAUUGUGAACAAGCAUCGAGCGUAUACUUUCCACCGGCCCAGCGCUUUAUGGCUUGCACAAAUCAUUGUCGACCUGGCAUUUGCCUCCGUUCAGAUAUUCGUCUUCAGCGUCAUCGUGUACUUCAUGACAGGAUUGGUCCGAACCCCCGGCGCAUUCUUUACGUUUGUGCUCAUCAUUAUCACGGGCUAUCUUUCGAUGACUUUGUUCUUCCGCACGAUUGGUUGUCUAUGUCCGGAUUUCGACUAUGCUAUCAAGUUUGCAGCGGUCAUAAUCACCUUAUUCGUCAUCACUUCUGGCUAUAUCAUUCAGUACCAAAGCCAGCAAGUGUGGUUAAGGUGGAUCUUUUACGUCAAUGCGCUCGGUCUUGGUUUCGCUGCUAUGAUGAUGAAUGAAUUCAAGAGACUGACAAUGCGCUGUACCGACGAGUCGCUAAUACCGUCCGGUCCUGGAUACAAUAAUAUUGACCACCAAGUCUGCACACUCCCUGGUUCUCAAGCAGGAUCGAUCGAGGUAUCAGGGACAGCAUAUGUUAAAAAGGGCUUUUCUUACGACCCAUCGGAUCUCUGGCGUAACUUUGGCAUUAUCAUCGUGUUGAUCGCGCUCUUCCUGUUCACCAACGUCAUGCUAGGAGAAAUGAUCAAGUACGGAGCCGGUGGCCGUACGGUUACUUACUUCGCAAAAGAAAACAAAGAAAGGAAGAUCUUGAAUGAGAAACUGCAAGAACGGAAACGAAGGCGACAAACCAAACAAGAUGCCGAGGACAGCUCAGAGCUCAAUAUCACCUCCAAGGCUGUGCUGACGUGGGAGAAUCUUACCUACGAUGUCCCUACUCCCGCUGGACAACUGCGGCUGCUGAAGGAUGUCUUCGGAUACGUACGUCCCGGGCAGUUGACUGCUUUGAUGGGUGCUAGUGGAGCCGGCAAGACCACUCUACUCGACGUUCUCGCUUCUCGAAAGAAUAUUGGUGUGAUUGGCGGAGAUAUCUUGGUUGACGGUCAAAAGCCAGGCAUUGGAUUUCAGAGAGGAACCUCCUACGCAGAACAACUCGACGUCCACGAAUCUACUCAGACGGUCCGAGAAGCUCUGCGAUUCAGCGCCGACCUUCGCCAACCGUACGAAGUGCCCCAAGAACAAAAGUACGCCUAUGUUGAAGAAGUUCUUUGCCUACUCGAACUCGAAAACCUUGCGGACGCCAUCAUUGGCAGCCCUGAAAGCGGUCUUUCGGUUGAAGAGCGCAAAAGAGUGACCAUUGGCGUCGAACUUGCUGCAAAGCCCCAGUUGUUGCUCUUCCUUGACGAACCCACUUCGGGUCUCGAUUCACAGUCUGCAUUUAACAUUGUCCGCUUCCUCCGCAAGCUCUCUGCCGCCGGACAAGCAAUUCUCUGCACAAUUCACCAGCCGAACAGCGCCUUGUUUGAGAACUUCGACCGGCUUCUGCUGCUACAAAAGGGUGGAGAGACCGUCUACUUCGGAGACAUCGGCAAAGACGCACACGCGCUUCUGGGUUACUUCCACAAAUAUGGCGCAGACUGUCCUCCUGAUGCCAAUCCGGCAGAAUGGAUGCUGGAUGCUAUUGGAGCAGGCAUUGCACCUCGCAUUGGUGAGAAGGACUGGGGCGAUAUUUGGCGCGAAAGUGAGGAACUCGCGACUGUCAAGACCGAGAUCAUCGACAUGAAAGCACGACGUCAACGCGAAGUCGCCGGCGAAUCGAAGUUGGAUGAAAAAGAAUACGCUUCUCCGCUGUGGCAUCAAAUCAAGGUCGUUUCUAACCGAACACACCUGGCAUUCUGGCGCUCACCGAACUAUGGGUUUACGAGGCUGUUCAACCACGUGGCUAUCGCGCUGCUCUCGGGGUUGGCAUUCUUGCAGCUCGACGACAGUCGGUCAAGCUUACAGUACAGAGUCUUCGUCAUCUUUCAAGUCACCAUCAUCCCAGCCCUGAUAUUGGCGCAGGUGGAACCCAUGUACGACUUUUCCCGGCUCAUCUUCUACCGAGAAUCUGCAGCGAAAGCGUACAGCCAAUUUCCAUUUGCCUUUGCCAUGGUCUGCGCCGAGAUGCCCUACAGCCUUUUAUGUACGGUUGGCUUCUUCAUCCCGAUAUACUACCUGCCCGGGUUCAAUAACGACAGUUCGCGAGCGGGCUAUCAAUUCUUCAUGGUGCUGAUCACUGAGUUGUUCUCGGUGACCAUGGGCCAGAUGAUUGCCGCGAUCACGCCGUCGAGCUUCAUCUCCAGUUUGAUCAACCCGUUUAUCGUCAUUACCUUUGCCUUGUUUUGCGGUGUCACCAUCCCCAAGCCACAGAUCCCCGGUUUUUGGCGUGCCUGGCUGUACCAACUUGACCCUUUCACCCGCUUGGUGUCCGGGAUGGUCACCACGGAACUGCACGGCCUACCCGUGGUCUGCAAGUCGUCGGAACUCAACCCGUUCCCUUCACCUCCGGGCCAAGAUUGCGGCGAGUACAUGCGCAACUUCUUCCAACGCGGCGGGGCAGGCUACCUUGCCAGCAAUGUAAGCGAUAUGUGUGAGUACUGCGCUUACAAGAUUGGCGACCAAUUCUACGAGCCGUUGGAGUUGAGCUUCAACCAUCGCUGGCGGGAUCUCGGGAUCUUUGCGGCUUUCAUUGCGAGUAACCUGAUCCUGCUGUUCUUGGGUUCGAGGUACCUGAAUUUCAAUAGAAGAUAG